GUCUCUCUGUGUAUGCAUUUGUUUAUUUCUUCAGAUGCAGUGACAAGAUUUAAAGUGAAUGAGACCACUACAGAUCUGAGCAUUUCUGUGAAAGAAUCUGGCCAGCUAAGAUUCGUCAGCAAUGAUCCUUGUGACUUCAAUGGGAGAGAAAUCUGUGAUUCUCAUAUCAAGGUAGAUAAAAAUCUGCAGAAUCCUUGGGAAUCUGAUGAAACUAGAAAGAGCUUCAUACAAUAUUCAGACUUAAAUCACUAUAAGACAAUGACCCCAAGGAAUGACUGUUUUCAGUACAGAAAACACAGGGAAUGCUUUACUGAACAGGUAGAGCUUAUUCAGUCCCAUAAGAAGCCUCCUGAAAUGCAAAUAUAUCAAGGUAAUCAACAGAACAUGGCCUUCAACUUGAGCUCAGACCUCACCCGACACCUGAAAAGUUAUACUGGCAAAAAGGUUUAUUCAUGCAAUCCAGGGAAAAAAGGCUUUAGUUGGAAUUCUAAGAUCAUCAGUCAUCGAAAAAUGUACACCGGCAUGAAGCCUUAUGAAUGUAAUGAAGCUGUAGCAACCUUAACCCAUCACUCAUCUCUUUCUUACCAUCCUGGAUUUCAUACUGGAAUGAAAACACAUGCAUGUAAUCAAUGUGGAAAGACUUUUCGUUCAAAAUCAAAUCUACUUACACAUCAGAAGAUUCAUACUGGAGAGAAGCUUUAUAAAUGUAAUGAAUGUGGGAAGGCUUUCAUCUAUAGAUCAUACCUUAUUAAGCAUCAUGUAAUUCACACCAGAGAGAAACCUUAUGAAUGUAACCAGUGUGGAAAAACUUUCAAACAGAAUUCCAGUUUGGUCAAACAUCAACGAAACCACACUGGAGAGAAGCCUCAUGAAUGUAUUCAUUGUGGAAAGACUUUUCAGCAUAAGUACAGGCUCACUUCACAUCAGAGAAUCCACACUGGAGAGCAGCCUUACAAAUGUAAUCAGUGUAUGAAAGCCUUUGCCUACAGAUCAAGCUUUUUGGAACACCAGAAAAUUCACAGUGGAGAGCAACCUUACAAAUGUAAUCAAUGUAUGAAAACAUUUGCCUACAGAUCGAGCUUUUUGGAACAUCAGAAAAUUCACAGUGGAGAGAAACCUUAUAAAUGUAAUCAAUGUGGGAAAGCUUUCCUAAGGAACUAUAACCUUGCAACACAUCAGAGAAUUCAUACUGGAGAGAAACCGUACAAAUGUAAUCAAUGUGGGAAAGCUUUCCUGCGGAACUCUAACCUUGUUACACAUCAGAGAAUCCACACUGGAGAGAAGCCUUAUAAAUGUAAUCAGUGUGGAAAGGCUUUUCAGCACAAAUACGGACUUGCUGCACAUCAGAGAAUUUACACUGCAGAGAAAUCAUAUGAAUGUAAUCAAUGUGGAAACUCUUUCCAACAGAAAUGCAGACUCACUGCACAUCAAAGAAUCCACACUGCAGAGAAACGUUAUAAAUGUAAUCAAUGUGGAAAGGCUUUUCAGAAGAAGUUCAAGUUUAUUGAACAUCAGAGAAUCCACACUGGAGAGCAACCUUACAAGUGUAAUCUCUGUGUAAAAGCCUUCUCCUAUAAAUCAAGCUUUCUGGAACAUCAGAGAAUUCACACUGGAGAGAAACCUUACAAAUGUAAGCAAUGUGGGAAAGCUUUCUUACGUAACCAUGACCUUGCCACACACCAGAGAAUUCACACUGGAGAGAAACCUUAUGAAUGUAAUCAGUGUGGAAAAUCUUUCCCAAGGAAGUGCAAGCUUGCUGCUCAUCAGAGAAUUCACAGUGGAGAGAAACCUUAUGAAUGUAAUCAAUGUGGGAAAAAUUUCAGACAGAGUUAUAGUCUUGCUACGCAUCAGAGAAAUCACACAGGAGAAAAACCUUAUAAAUGUAAUCAGUGUGGAAAGGCUUUCCAGAAGAAGUAUAGACUUGCUGCACAUCAGAGAAUUCAUACUGGAGAGAAACCUUAUAAAUGUCAUCAAUGUGGGAAAGCUUUCCUACGUAACUCUGAUCUUGCUGUACAUCAACGAAUUCACACUGGAGAGAAACCUUAUGAAUGUAAUCACUGUGGGAAAGCUUUCCAACGUAAUGCCAACCUUGUGGCACAUCAGAUAAUUCACACUGGACAGAACCCUUAUGAAUGUAAUCAAUGUGGAAAGGCUUUCAGUUAUCUCUCUAGUUUGAUUAAACAUCGGAUUACCCACACUGGAGAGAAACCUUAUGAAUGUAAUCAGUGUGGUAAAUCUUUCCAUCAUAACUCCGAUCUUACUGCACACCAGAGAGUUCACACUGGGGAGAAACCUUAUGAAUGUAAUCAAUGUGGAAAAGCUUUCAGAUAUCACUCUAGUAUUGCUAAACAUCAGAGAACCCACACUGGAGAGAAACCUUAUGAAUGUAAUCAGUGUGGAAAGUCUUUCCAACAGAAGUAUAGCCUUGCUGAACACCAGAGAAUUCACACUGGAGAGAAGCCUUAUAAAUGUGAUCAGUGUAUGAAGGACUUCUGUUCUAGAUCAACCUUUUUGCAACAUCAAAGAAUUCACACUGGAGAGAAACCUUAUGAAUGUAAUCAAUGUGGGAAAGCUUUCAAACGUAACUGUGACCUUGCUGCACAUCAGAGAAUUCACACUAGAGAGAAAUCUUAUGAAUGUAAUCAAUGGGGAACAGCUUUCUGAAUCAAGCACAGUCUUACUAAACACCAGCAAAUCCACACUAAUAAGAAACUUUAGGAAUAUAAUCAGUGUUGUAAAGCAGACAGUCAACAAUCAUCCCUUCAUUCCCAUUGGAGUAUUUAGACUAAAUAGAAAUCAUCACUGUAAUGAAUGAGAAAGAACAUUCAAUGAAAUACAGAACUUGUUUAUAUCAGAAAAAUCAUUCUGAGAAGGAACUCUAAAUUGAUUUAAUGUCAGAAAUGCUUCAGCCAGAAAUUAUCUUUUACUUUAUAUCAGAUGGUUCAAUGUGGAGAAAAGACUUAAGAAUGUUCUCAAAGGGGACAUGCUUUGUUCUGGAAGAGAGAGUUGAGUAGAUAAAAAUAUUCAUAUUGGGAUGAAGGCUUAAAAAAACAAGAUUUAUGGGAAAAGCUUCCUUCACCUACAGCUCAUAUUUGACUGUACAUUGAAAAAAAUCAUGCUGGAGAUAAGAGUCUUAGAUCUAAUUAAGAAGGAAAAGUUUCAUUGCUGAUGCUUCAUUUGUCUUCCGAGGCUGAGACACCUCAAUGGAAAUCUCAAAUUUCAUAUUGUGCAUAAAGUCUUAUAAAUAUAAUGAACUUUUCUUUGCUGUUUGUCUUUACUUUUCAUUACUUCACAGUAUUCAUAGCCUAUACUUUUUUUCAGCCUUUCCACAAUUAAUUAGUACUCAGUUUGUUUCCUGUUGUUUGCUGACACAAGAAGUCCUCAUAUAAAUAUUUUGGUAUCUGUUUUGAGAUGUAUUUCUGCCAUGCUUUCUUCAGCAGCUAAGUAGUCCAAUAAAUUGAAUGCUAUAUUAAGAGCCACAAAA
Messenger RNA from Antechinus flavipes (yellow-footed antechinus), 3484 nucleotides. Its product is annotated as zinc finger protein 665-like. Gene Ontology annotation, molecular function: DNA-binding transcription factor activity, RNA polymerase II-specific; RNA polymerase II transcription regulatory region sequence-specific DNA binding. The transcript has a single exon. The coding region runs from base 13 to 2664 and encodes 883 amino acids. The record is from RefSeq and is a predicted model, not a curated record. Gene Ontology annotation, biological process: regulation of transcription by RNA polymerase II. Gene Ontology annotation, cellular component: nucleus. NCBI's taxonomy places the organism in Eukaryota, Metazoa, Chordata, Mammalia, Dasyuromorphia, Dasyuridae.